AUGGAUAGAUUUCUACACAACAUCUUAGUUAGAAAAAUGGCACUUCGUGCAACACAAGGUGAGAACAUGCAUGGUGCUGAUUUGGACGAAGCCGCUCGCCUCAAACAGUACAAAAAUGUAGCUAGACAUGAGGAUAUGCGCCGUCGUCGUAAUGAGUCUAGCGUUGAGAUUCGAAAGCAAAAGGGUGCAGAUCUGAUGAUGAAACGUCGAAAUCAACAAACUGAAGAAGAAGAGGAAGGCGAGCUCUCGGAUUUGGAUCUCAAGACGGCGCCAACAACGAUUAACAAACUAACGAAUGAGGAUAUCAUUAAAAUUUUGAGUCAUAAUCCGACUUUGGAGCAGAUGAGACAAUGCUUCGAAGCUCUUCGUCGCACUCUGUCGCGCUCGAAAAAUCCUCCCGUUGACGAUGUGAUCAAAUGUGGGCUUGUGAGUGCGCUGGUAGAGGCUUUGAAGGUUGAGGAUGAUAAAGUACGAUUUGAAGCAGCUUGGGCCCUUACAAACAUUGUUUCGGGAACAUCGGAACAAACAGUAUCUGCGGUAGAGGCUGGCGCUACGCUCCCAUUAGUGCAAUUAACACAGAGCCCCAAUCCUGGGCUGGCUGAACAAGCAUUGUGGGCUGUCGCGAACAUCGCUGGAGACUCAGCUCAACUUAGGGAUUAUGUGAUACAAUGCAGUGGCGUUGAUGCGCUGAUGGCACUGGUUGAUCGCCUGGAUCAGCUCGAUGUUUCUUGUGCGCGUACGCUUGCAUGGGCCUUUUCGAAUAUGUGCCGACAUAAGAAUCCUCAUGCACCUCUGCCAAUACUCGAACGGCUAAGCAAAGGACUCGCCAAGCUCAUUUCCCAUCCAGAUAAACAAGUGAGGCAGGAUGCAUGUUGGGCCGUCUCUUACCUGACAGACGGACCAGACGAACAAAUCACACUUGCGCAAACUAGCGGUGUUCUACCACAUGUGCUUGAAUUCCUACGAGAUACAGAUGCGAUGGUUGCUCCAGCUUUGCGUGUGCUUGGAAACAUGAGUACCGGUAACGAUGAACUAACACAGUGCGUUGUGGAUCUUAAUACUCUGAACGAGAUCAUUCCUCUAUCUGAGCGUUCGAAAUCUACCACCGUUGUCAAGGAAUGCUGCUGGCUAAUUUCUAAUAUCAUUGCCGGAACCAAUAGCCAAAUUCAAGCAGUCAUCGACGCAGGAAUUAUGCCGUUCAUUAUCGAGGUUUUGAAGUCUGGUGAUUUCAAAUGUCAAUUCGAAGCUUCAUGGGCCGUAGCUAAUUUGGCGCAAGGAGGCACAGCUGAACAGAUUCUUACUUUACUACAAGAUAAUGCAAUCCCUGCACUAUGUAGUGCAUUGAAACAGAGUAAUAUUGAUCUACUCAAUAAUGCUCUGGAAACGCUUUACGCUUUGCUAAAUACGGUUUCUGCAUGUUGUCCCGAACGUCUGGAUGAAGUGCGCGAAGCAGUAGAGGAGAAUGAUGGCCUUGAUCAUUUGGAACGUCUGCAGGAGUCAGAAUCAGAUAAGGUCUACGCUACUGCCUAUCGCAUCAUCUCGGAUUACUUCAGCGACGGAGACAAUGAGGAAGAACAUAAACCUGGGCACAAGUCGACUUUCAGUGCGCUGGCAUUCACCAACAAUAGACGAGACCAACAGAGAACUUUGACAGGUUUUGACUGUAGGAGGGAAGCAAAAAUCGACUUUCAGGCUUGUGGACCAGAUCCCUCAGAUAUAUGGAAUUUUGCACAUCGCACAUCUAAUGUAUCGCGCAAGCCGGAUUUACAAGAUCUGCCUGAGUCUAUAGUUAUCACACUCAACGAUUUCAUAUUGGAUGCGCUUAGCCUCGGCAACGAGGAUUUGGAGGGAUACAGAUUGAAUGCGACAAGAAGCUUGCGCACUAGUUUCUGGAUCUCCUUGGGUACAUCCGAUGAAGAACGCGAGAAAAAAUUCAACUAUCUGCUGGAGCAAAAAACUUUCUACUGCGGCCAAACCAGGACCUGUAUCGCAGAAGCACUACAUACAAGGCUACGCAGGUCGGAUUUGGUAGGGAGGCAAGGCAAGUAUGACGAAGUCGGAAUGGAAGAGAAAAGCGCUACACAGUAGUGGAAUUUGAUCCUGUCGCUGUCAUGUUUGAUCCUGAUGCUUAAUUUCUGAUCCAUCAUAAGUGUUCUCAUGUAACAUCGUGCCUUUACCUCAUUAGUUAAGCAUUUUUUCUCAUUAAUCACUGCUUCAGUAUUGUCCAUGUUCGGCUAUCCUUGAACCUUGGCAUGGCUUGUCACUUGAGAGGUGUGGUUUGAGCGGUUGACCAAGAUGGUAC
Molecule: messenger RNA, 2302 nt
Organism: Cylicocyclus nassatus
Lineage: Eukaryota; Metazoa; Nematoda; Chromadorea; Rhabditida; Strongylidae
Source: the annotation of a GenBank genome assembly